Messenger RNA from Notolabrus celidotus (New Zealand spotty), 1421 nucleotides. RefSeq names its product oxytocin receptor-like. The record is from RefSeq and is a predicted model, not a curated record. Gene Ontology annotation, biological process: G protein-coupled receptor signaling pathway; positive regulation of vasoconstriction; regulation of systemic arterial blood pressure by vasopressin. The transcript is spliced from 3 exons. Gene Ontology annotation, cellular component: membrane. NCBI's taxonomy places the organism in Eukaryota, Metazoa, Chordata, Actinopteri, Labriformes, Labridae. Gene Ontology annotation, molecular function: peptide binding; vasopressin receptor activity. Bases 233 to 1309 code for a protein of 358 amino acids.
AUAAAGUCUGCUCAUCCACGUUUUUUGCUUGGACACUGUCAACAUCUGGUAUUUACUGCAUUUGAUGAAAGAGUUAAAAGUCGAAUUCCAGGCUGCGUACCAACUUUGUUUUUACACUAAUGGAGAUUUAUAUGGAUUAGUGAUACAUCGACAUUCAGUUUCUUGUGGUUUAUUUUUCUUUUCUUUUAUGACCGCAUGAUCUGGUUUUGGAGUCAAUAACACUAAUUUCGACAUGGAGAGCGCUCUAUCGGCCGAUGAUCCGCGGGAUGAGCGCUUGGCUCAGUUGGAAAUAGCUCUUCUUUCGCUCAUUUUCAUCACUGCAGGAAUGCUAAACGUAGGGCUCCUACUUGUGCUGUGGAAACGGAGGAAGCAGCUCUCUAGGAUGCGUGUCUUCGUUUUCCACCUCUGCGCUGCUGAUCUUGUUGUAACAUUCUUUCAAGUUUGUCCCCAACUCUUAUGGGACAUCACUGACCGAUUCAUCGGUCCAGAUAUACUGUGUCGCUUAGUGAAGUACCUACAAGUUGUCGGGAUGUUUGCUUCAACUUAUAUGAUAGUGGUAAUGACCAUAGAUCGAUAUCAAGCUAUCUGUAACCCAAUGGUGACUUUCCAGAGGCGCAGAGCUCGGUGGAACGGCCCAGUGUGCGCCGCCUGGUGCGUCUCUCUCAUCGGCAGCCUCCCGCAGAUUUUCAUCUUCUCUCGAGUCGAGGUGGCUCCUGGUGUCCACGACUGCUGGGCACAGUUCAUAAAGCCGUGGGGACCGAGAGCAUACGUGACAUGGACGACUCUGGUGAUAUUUGUUCUCCCCAUUCUAACAGUGGUCGUGUGCCAAGUGCGCAUCUGCCGAACCUUGCACUCCAAUUUUGAUACCAAGACACACCACGUUGGAGAGUCUGUCGAAAAGCCGCUGCCAUCAAGAGCCAGCAGUGUGGGAGGAUUGUCCAAGGCGAGGGUGAAGACGGCGAGGAUGACUGCGGUCAUCGUGCUCGCAUACAUCAUCUGCUGGACGCCUUUCUUCACCGUGCAGCUUUGGUCUGUUUGGGAUGUCGAGGCACCAACUCAAACUGCAACCUUUACCAUCUUGAUGCUGCUGGCCAGCCUGAACAGCUGUGUGAACCCCUGCAUCUACAUGCUGUUCAGUGGGAAGUUGCCCAAGAGGCUGGUGGCCCUUAUGUGUGUGAAUGAGCCAAAUCUGAAGGACCCCAUUCAGGAAGAGACCACUGUGUUUCCAACUCUAUCUUGGCAUCCUGUCACUAAAAAAACGCAUGAGAGUGGAUUGAAGUCUUACAAUGGAACGGUGAAUAGAACGUAGGAAAAGAAACCAGGUGCGCUCCAGGUGAACCAGUAUUUCUGUACAGUUUAGAAUGAUUUUCACAAUUCCUUGAUGCAGAAUGAGAACCACAUGUAAUCACCUCUGAUAACAU